CAGGGCCGACCCCGGGGAAGGGACCAGUACCCGCAGCCCCUGCGGCGCCCAGGCCGCGCUGCCGGGCCCGGCGGGGGCUCCGCACCUGCCCCACAGGCCCCACAGGACGGAGCUGUACGAGGACCCCCCGUCAGGAUGUUGGCCUAUCGUGUAUUCUCCAGACUACAACAUCACCUUCAUGGGACUUGAGAAACUGCACCCCUUCGAUGCAGGGAAAUGGGGAAAAGUAAUCAAUUUCUUGAAAGAAGAAAAACUAAUUGCAGAUGACUUGGUUGUACAGGCACGGGAGGCGACUGAUGAAGAUCUGCUGGUGGUUCACACGAGGCGCUACCUUAAUAGAUUAAAGUGGUCCUUUGUUGUGGCUACCAUCACAGAAAUCCCACCUGUUGCCUUUCUUCCCAAUUUUGUUGUUCAGAGAAAAGUUCUGAGGCCUCUACGAACCCAGACAGGAGGAACAAUAAUGGCAGGAAAACUGGCUGUGGACAGAGGCUGGGCCAUCAACGUGGGGGGUGGUUUCCAUCACUGUUCCAGUGACAAAGGUGGAGGGUUUUGUGCAUAUGCUGACAUCACACUGGCCAUCAAGUUCUUAUUUGAGAGAGUACCAGGGGUGUCUAAAGCCACAAUUAUUGAUCUGGAUGCUCAUCAGGGAAAUGGCCAUGAGAGGGACUUUAUGGAUGAUCCUCGGGUGUACAUUAUGGAUGCCUACAACAGAUACAUUUAUCCAGGGGAUGGCUUUGCUAAACGUGCCAUAAAACGCAAAGUGGAGCUGGAGUGGGGCACAGAGGACACAGAGUACCUUCAGAAGGUGCACACCCACGUGGAGGGAGCACUGAACGAGUUCAAACCUGACAUCCUGGUUUAUAAUGCUGGCACUGACAUCCUGGAUGGGGAUCCCUUGGGAGGCCUGGCCAUUUCCCCCCAGGGCAUUGUGAAGAGGGACGAGGUGGUGUUCAGGGCCGCGCGGCGCCGCAGGAUCCCCGUGCUCAUGGUGACGUCCGGCGGGUACCAGAAGAGGACGGCGCGGAUCAUCGCCGACUCCAUCCUCAACCUGCACAGCCUGGGGCUCAUCCACGGCCAGCUGGCAGCCAGGGGGGCUGCACACCCCAGCCUGGAGCAGAUGGUCAGGGACUCUGCAAAAGACUUGGGCAACUUGUCCCUGCAGUGAUGAGUUCCCAGUUUUAGUGCAAUAACCCGGCAGAGCCAGCUCGGUCUAACUCCUGCGUCCAUCCCGGGAAAGGCAACUCGUCCUUCUAAGCUAACAGACCUGCACUCAGAGGUACUGUCUUUGUGUCUGACACUGCUGUAGAAAGCUUUACUUGCCUCUCUGGUUGCUGUUAUGUUGAAAGAACUAUGCAGUUGGCAUCCAAAGACUGUCCCAGACCUGUUUCAGAUGGUGCGGCUUUGUCUGUGUGGGGGGGAAAUAUGGACUAAACCCACUGUUUCUUGGGUUUUUUUAGAUACUGCAUUUUAUUUAUUGCUUUUUUAAUGGAAAUGUUGUUGUAAAACGUGUUCUGUGCAGACUUCAGUGUCAGUUUAACACUAAAGUUAAGUGCAAUACUGUAAAAACCAGUGCAGUUGGAGGGCUUUGAAGCCAUAGCCUGUAAGAAGGAAAGGCCAUUAAUUUAUAGUUUAUUCCUGUUGUUGAUAGUGACUUAAAUCUUACUUAUAAGCACCUUGAAAAAUAGGAAACACCUUUGGCUCUAUAUGCAAAUGAGCCAUAAGGGCUCAACAUGAAGAGUCUGGUGUUUGCCUCUCUUAAAAUGAGCCCUGCAUGUGAAAGGGAAUAGUCCCUGUGCAUUGUGACUCUCAGAGUAAAGAAACUACAGGCAAAUCAAAGCUAAUGGAAGAGUUCUGAGCAACCUCGCAGCAAAAACUAUGUAGAAAUUCAGGUUAUCUCUACUAUUUCCAGAUUGGCAUGUAUAAAACAGUGAUGGGUACAUUGAAAUUAUUUUUUCCCCGACUAGUGCUGUGUUUUUCACCUGCUCAGAGAGUAAUGGUACUUGUAGUUGCAGUCGUAGUUGGUAAGCAAAUUGUUCAUUAUUAUUGUUCAUCUAAAAAUACAGUGGCAUUUCUACAUGAAGUUAAUGUGCUAACUUUAUAUGGAGGAUUUGGGAACAAAAUAGUGUAUUCCAAGCAAAUUCAGUGCACUACUUGUAAAGUUUGGCUUUGUUUAAGUUGGUAUAUUUUGCAUUGUAGCAGUGGAUUGUAAAUGUACUAAAUUGUAUCUUUUGCAAGAGCUUUUAUAACUUCUGAGUAUUCACUGAUUUGUACUACAAGUUUCAUGUCGUGUCUAUGUUUGAGCUUUCCUGGGAAGGAACACCAAGAUUUUGCUCAUAGUAGAGUUGCUGUCUAAGCUAUUUAAGGAAUGUUUAAUGCUAAUUAUAAUACUUACCUCACUUAGUGUUCAUGUUUAGAUGGGGUUUGUCAGUUGUAAGAAUUGCACAAUUGCUAUAAAUAUCUGCUUUAAGCCAGAUUUGACAUAUUGCACUAAGCUUAAGUUGCUACACUGGGAUUAAAAAGCACUUUUAAAUUUCUUACUAGAAGGACCAUCAGAGUACGACUAAUGUUGAGAUUUAUUUUUUCUAUACUGUCUGACGUUACUGAAAGAUGUUGUUAUUCUUUCAUGAUUUUUAUAAAAUUAUAAAUUACAUUUCUAUAAACUAAACCUGUCAUAGCACCAUAUGGUCUUUCCCCUGAGCAUCUUCUGUUUGUGUUAACAUGUUUCUAUAAUUUUCCCUUGGUGGAGAUUAAAAUGAUGUUGAACAA
Chiroxiphia lanceolata (lance-tailed manakin) is the source of this 2766-nucleotide messenger RNA. RefSeq names its product histone deacetylase 11 (gene HDAC11). Bases 179 to 1165 code for a protein of 328 amino acids. The transcript is spliced from 10 exons. Lineage: Eukaryota; Metazoa; Chordata; Aves; Passeriformes; Pipridae. Gene Ontology annotation, molecular function: histone deacetylase activity. The record is from RefSeq and is a predicted model, not a curated record.